GCCUGGAACCGCGUGAACCCCCACCCAGCGGCCGGCGGGGGUCGGGGACGGCGAGCAGCCGAGCGCGAGGUUGCCACCGCCGUGGUCGCGGCCGGCCCUGGUGGGCGGCCACCGGGCCUGUGGGUCCCGGGUCCGCCCUAACAUGGCCGCUCCCGGCAUCCCCCGCGGGCGCGGCGUGGGCGCCCUCCGCGGCGCGCAGGUCCCGCGAGAGGGAGAGCCAGGGGCCUGCAGGUGAGCGCCGGGCCCGCCCGGACCGGACAGGCGUGCCCUCCCGCGCGCCGCGUCCGGGGCGGCCCUUUGGGUCGAGGUGGGCGGCCGGCGCGGGGCGAGGCGCUCCCUGCAGGCCUUUUGCAGACUCUCGGCCGCUGCAGCAGCCCGGGCCGGGCCUGGGCCCCGCGGGGGUCCGCUACCCUGCCUCCCUCCACCCACCCCCGGGAGCUGAGCCAAGUGUGUGCUGACUGAGUGCAGCUUAGCAUGGCCCAGGAGGGCAUGAUCGAAGUGGAGCGGAAGUUUGUGCCGGGGCCUGGCACCGAGCAGCGGCUGCGGGAGUUGGGGGGCAGCCUGGAGCACCAGCUCACCUUCCGGGACAGCUACUACGACACCCCGGCGCUGAGCCUCAUGCGGGCCGACCACUGGCUGCGCCUUCGCCAGGGCAGCGGCUGGGAGUUCAAGUGUCCCGGGGCGGCCGGCCUCGCGGGCCCCCACACCCAGUACGUGGAGGUCACGGCCGAGCCCGCAAUCGUGGCCCGGCUCUGUGAGCUGCUGGGCGCCGAGGCCCCGGCCCCGGCCCCGGCGGGGGUGGACGCGGUGCUGGGCCCCCUGCGGCUGCAGGAGGUGGCCAGCUUCGUGACCCAGCGCAGUGCCUGGAAGCUGGCCCUGCCGGGGCCCCGCGCGGGCGCGCCGCUCCGGGUGGACCUGGACACGGCCGACUUCGGCUACGCGGUCGGGGAGAUCGAGGCGCUGGUGCGCGAGGAGGCCGAGGUCCCCGCCGCCCUCGAGGAGAUCCUCCGCCUCAGCAGCAUGCUUGGUGUGCCCACACAGGAGAAGGCACCUGCCAAACUGAUCGUGUAUCUCCAGCGCUUCCGGCCUCAGGACUACCUACACCUGCUUGAGGCCUCCACCUCACAGACCAAGAAGCCUCAGGAAGCCCAGUAGCGGGCUGGGACCACUCCACGCAGGACUCAGGGGACCAGACGUGGUGCCAGGGAUGGAACUCAGAGGACUGCUGCGGGUGCAGGCGAGCACCAUCCCCGCUGUAUUACAUCUCCAGCCCUGAGAGCAGUGCUACGUUAGCUCCCGAGCACUGAGGCCUCUGGAUAGCUCAGCAGAUAGGCCACAUCAGGAGCCAAGCAGGUGGAACAGAAUGAAAAGCCCACGGGCCCUCUGUGGCUAUACAGUCCACGGCACCACAGCAGUCGGGACAGACGCCCAAAUGUUCUGUUUCCCGUGAGGACAGAAGCGGCUCGGUGCGAGAGAGCUGGGCCUGCAGGGCCCGACACCCUGGACUGGAUCCCUGGCACCACACCCACAAAAUAAACAAAACAGAAAUGA
This is a messenger RNA of Sorex araneus (European shrew), 1551 nucleotides long. It is a transcript of the gene THTPA, whose product is annotated as thiamine triphosphatase. Gene Ontology annotation, biological process: dephosphorylation; thiamine metabolic process; thiamine diphosphate metabolic process. The transcript has 3 exons. Lineage: Eukaryota; Metazoa; Chordata; Mammalia; Eulipotyphla; Soricidae. The record is from RefSeq and is a predicted model, not a curated record. The coding region runs from base 475 to 1155 and encodes 226 amino acids. Gene Ontology annotation, molecular function: thiamine triphosphate phosphatase activity; magnesium ion binding.